Molecule: messenger RNA, 1929 nt
Organism: Aspergillus brunneoviolaceus CBS 621.78
Lineage: Eukaryota; Fungi; Ascomycota; Eurotiomycetes; Eurotiales; Aspergillaceae
Product: putative choline sulfatase
Exons: 3
Coding region: 97-1830 (577 amino acids)
Molecular function (GO): sulfuric ester hydrolase activity
Source: RefSeq, a predicted model, not a curated record
UGCAGUGGUCAGUCUCCACUUGAACAGCUAUCUACAGGCUAGUCUAGUCUAGACAAGUCUACAAUCCCCCGUCCACAGAGAGAGUCGCUUAUCGUCAUGGCUGCCAAAAGGCCCAACAUCCUGUACAUCAUGGCCGACCAGAUGGCCGCCCCGCUUCUGGCCUUCCAUGAUAAGGACUCCCCUAUCAAAACCCCCCAUCUGAACAAGCUGGCCGAAGAAGGAGUGGUGUUUGAUUCCGCCUACUGCAAUGCGCCGCUGUGCGCCCCCUCCCGUUUCGUCAUGGUGACCGGCCAACUCCCCUCUAAAAUCGGUGCGUACGACAACGCCUCCGACCUGCCCGCCGAUGUCCCAACCUACGCCCACUACCUCCGCCGCGAGGGUUAUCACACUGCAUUGGCGGGUAAGAUGCACUUCUGUGGCCCCGAUCAGCUGCACGGAUACGAACAGCGCUUGACUAGCGACAUCUACCCUGGCGAUUAUGGCUGGUCCGUCAACUGGGACGAACCCGAUAUCCGUCCCGAUUGGUACCACAACAUGUCCUCCGUCAUGGAGGCUGGCCCCGUCGUUCGCACAAACCAGCUCGACUUCGACGAGGAGGUGAUGUACAAGUCGACCCAGUACCUCUACGAUCAUGUGCGCCAGCGCGGCGACCAGCCUUUCUGUUUGACCGUGUCGAUGACCCACCCGCAUGACCCCUAUGCCAUGACCAAGGAAUACUGGGAUCUGUAUGAGGAUGUCGACAUCCCCUUGCCCAAGCACGGCGCGAUUCCCCAGGGUCAGCAGGACCCACACUCCCAGCGGGUGCUCAAGUGCAUCGACCUGUGGGGCAAGGUAAUGCCGGAGGAGCGCAUCAAGGCCGCGCGCCGCGCUUACUAUGCCGCCUGCACCUAUGUGGACACCAAUGUGGGCAAGCUCUUGAAGGUGCUCGACAACUGCGGUUUGCGCGACGAUACCAUUGUGGUGUUUACGGGCGAUCACGGCGAUAUGUUGGGCGAGCGUGGCUUGUGGUACAAGAUGACGUGGUACGAGGGGUCGGCACGUGUGCCUAUGAUCAUGCAUGCGCCGAAGCGCUUCGCGGCUAAGCGGGUGUCGGAGAACGUGUCGACGAUGGAUCUGCUGCCGACAUUUGCGGACUUGGUGGGCGCGCCCUUGGUUCCUGGGCUGCCGUUGGACGGCGUCUCGCUGCUGCCAUAUUUGACGGGCGGGGACGGCGUCAAGACCGAUACCGUGCUGGGCGAGUACAUGGCCGAGGGCACUCAGUCGCCGACCGUCAUGAUUCGCCGCGGACAGUGGAAGUUCGUCUACUCACUGAUCGACCCCCCGAUGCUGUUCGACGUGGUUGCCGACCCGGAGGAGCGCGUCAACCUGGUCGCAGGCCUGCCUGAUCUAUCCAAGCUCGUCGCUGUCAACGGCAAGGGGACAGGCUUGCCCACCCCAAAUGACUUCCCGCGCGUCUCGCGUGGCCCUGACGGCACCUCGUCCUUCCCCUUCCCGACCCCACCACGCACCCCAAGCCCCUCCAAGCACUCCUCGGUGUUGCCUCAAACCAGCGACCCGGCCACACUCCUAGCACACUUUGUCGAGGAAGUGCACACUCGCUGGAACCUGGAGCAGAUCCGCGAGGACGUUCUCCGCUCCCAGCGCCGCCGCCGACUGGUCUACUCCGCCUUGAUCAAGGGCGUGCCAUCGAUCUGGGACUACGAGCCCCGCAUAGACCCCAGCACGCAGUACGUGCGCAACCAGGGCAAGGGGGCGUUGGACGAUGUGGAGUUGAUUUCGCGGUGGCCGCGGGUGCUGCAGCAGGCGGCGAACGCUAUCGGAAGGGUGUAGCUGACCCGUCAUAAGCUUUUCUAUUCUCUGGAUGUGUCCAAAAGUGCCUGCUUCUGAUUUCUCUGCGUUGAGCGAGGCGCUAUACCCGACCUUUACAUG